AUGCCCCCGAACAUGAUCGUCCUCGCUCCUCAUCCCCUCGACCUGCGAGCUUCCUAUUCCUAUCUUCAGUUUUUAUUUGCUGCGGCUCCUCAACGACCAGCAAUGGCACAGCAGCCACCAAUCUAUGAUAUCGGUCCAUUUAAAUCAAGCACCAAGAACACAGACACGCAAUUGAAUGUUUAUGUGUCCAACAAACGCUUUAGAAUCGAUCUCUUUACUUCCAACUUCGAAAGCUCUCCUGCUCUAUUGGCCGAAUACCUUCGACACGUUCAGCAUCAAGAACCAGAAUGGAUCCCUGAUGAGUCAGAGGUAGAUGCAGAUGGGGAAUAUGAAGACCCCCUUGAUGAAAUGCAUGAUUGGAUCUUGCAACCAUUUCUGCCAAUUUUCCACGAAAUUAAUCCCCUGAACCCAAGCCAAAAGUACACUCUCGAGGAUUUCUAUGGAGGUGACACGGGCAUUACCACAAGAGAGAUUCUCACAUAUUCAAAGAUUCACAUGGCUAAAUUCGAUUCCGCAAUUCUAACAUCACAAUUGGAAGGGCUGGUCCAGGAUGAUGAUGGGGAUGUCAUGGGAUUGGUUCUAUCAUACAUUGAUUACGAUGGAGCUACACUCAAUUGCCUUGACGGACGUGAUCCUAGGUUUUCCGAGCUCCGACAAAAAUGGGUUGAUCAGAUUUCGCACAAACUUAAACACCUUCAUGCACACAAUAUCAUCUGGGGAGAUGCAAAGGCAGCCAUUGUGCUCAUUGAUGUCAAUGAGGACGCAUAUCUGAUUGAUUUUGGAGGGGGUUGUACUGAGGGUUGGGUUGAUAAGGAGAAGUCUAACUCAAUCGAGGGAGAUCUGCAGGGACUUCAAAAUAUUAAGCGGUACCUUUUUGAAUGA
Penicillium cinerascens is the source of this 882-nucleotide messenger RNA. RefSeq lists its product as uncharacterized. Bases 1 to 882 code for a protein of 293 amino acids. The record is from RefSeq and is a predicted model, not a curated record. NCBI's taxonomy places the organism in Eukaryota, Fungi, Ascomycota, Eurotiomycetes, Eurotiales, Aspergillaceae. The transcript is spliced from 2 exons.